Molecule: messenger RNA, 1025 nt
Organism: Brassica oleracea var. oleracea
Lineage: Eukaryota; Viridiplantae; Streptophyta; Magnoliopsida; Brassicales; Brassicaceae
Product: probable F-box protein At1g60180
Exons: 1
Coding region: 78-944 (288 amino acids)
Molecular function (GO): protein binding
Source: RefSeq, a predicted model, not a curated record
AUUAAUCAAACACCAUUAGCUAAUCACUCAGCAACUAGUAACUAAUCACUUAACACCGUGAGUAAAACCACCUUGAAAUGGCGGGCUCCUCCUCCUCAUCCACCGCAACGAACUUAAUCUCCACCGUCCAUCACGACAUCAUAGAAUCUCACAUCCUGACGCGUCUCGACGGACCAACCCUAGCCUCCUUCUCCUGCGCCUCCUCACACCUCCACGAGCUCGCUUCAAACGAGCUCCUCUGGUCCAAACUCCGCCGCUCCACGUGGCCUUCCACCGCCGCUUUCUCCGACGAUGGUUCCCGCCUUUUCUUCUCCGACGCCUACUCUGUCCUCGACGCUGCCGGUUCAGUUUCCGAUCCCCACCGUCCGUUCCCGGAACUGAUCUCCGCCGUGGAUGUGCACUACAGAGGGAAGCUGAUUUUGAGCAGAGUCGUGAAGACGGAGACGACGACGGAUCGUGAGCUGGAUCAGGAGCUGGCUUUGAGCUGGAUCGUGAUUGAUCCCGUCGGAAAACGAGCGGCGAAUCUGUCGAGUCACCGGCCGGUGUCGGUGCGGCGAAACUGGCUGAGCGGUGGAGUGGAGGCGAAAUUCGCGACGGUGGUGGGGUCGGUGGAGUGUGUGAUCACGGUGGUCACGUGCGGGGAGGAGGAGAUGCACGUGAAGGAGGUGAGUCUGAGGGUGGAGAAGAUGGAGGGAACGCAUUUGAACGGGGAGGAUAGUUUGGUCAUUUUGAGGAGUGUAAUGGAGGGUAAAAGAGGAAAUGGGAGCAGGAGAGAGAUGGAGUCAAAGAGGAGACACGAGGAGUUUAUGGAGAAGAAGAGGGAGGUGAAAGAGAAGAAGGUGAGGGUAAAUUUGGUAUUUGACAUUUUAACUGUUGCUGUCGGUAUUUUAGGUUUUGUAUCGCUUGUUGGGUUUUAUCUUUGGUCUCGGCGGACAUUGAUGUAAUCAAUCACGAUUCAAUAACAUCAAUUCUCAGAAAUGAACCUGGGAUUUUGAUCCAAACUGAACCAAAAAGGUUUUCAUCAA